Molecule: messenger RNA, 2080 nt
Organism: Lindgomyces ingoldianus
Lineage: Eukaryota; Fungi; Ascomycota; Dothideomycetes; Pleosporales; Lindgomycetaceae
Exons: 8
Coding region: 348-1877 (509 amino acids)
Biological process (GO): regulation of DNA-templated transcription
Molecular function (GO): zinc ion binding; DNA-binding transcription factor activity, RNA polymerase II-specific
Source: RefSeq, a predicted model, not a curated record
UUCCGGCAGUGCCGUCAGUCAAGCCGACUUCCCCGCGGUUGUUGGCUGUGGUACGCUAGACACUAGAUCCGACCUGCUUCCGCCUCCUUCACUCGCGUUUAGGUGAGCGAGGCAUUUCGAAAUCCGUCCCAGUUCGCGGUCCUUGUCAGCACCUAGCAGUGUGAACGUCAGAGUUGGUCGACCCCCAUGGUUGGCCCAUCUGCAACGCUCUAGCGGUCGUUAUUAUAGAGAGUAAAUCCCCGAGACGCAGGGCUGAUCACAUCCAGGGUCCCAGCGUAUAGAAUCUCCUCCUGCAUCUAUCUCGACCGCCCAAUAUAUUCCUCUUCUUGAUUGUUUUGCCCAGAGACAUGCUCGCAUUCAUGUCUUCAGAAUCAUCAAAUUCGUCUCCAGGGGUGAGCUAUUGGUACGGGAACAAUCCCUCAACUGGAUUAGCAGGUGCUCUGCCGCAGGACGGUUCAAACCCCCGAAUGAUGCGGCGGGCUUCGGAGGCGGUAAUUGAUUCGUACGUGGGACAUAGCCAGGAUCCAAUUGGAUGGGAUCAGAGAGACAGCCCCCUCUAUAUCGACACAUCUUCAGUCCCAGCACUCGAAAUUCGACCGCAGUCGUCGUCGUCGACGCCAAUUCACAAGGCCCCUCUAGCCCCUAAGCAGGGCCUUGGGGGACAUCUAGGAGGUUCAAGACCUCAACACCAGUCGCCAAUCUCGGGGACAUAUGCGUUGCGUACUCCAAGAGGAAAGAUAACCUCCAUCGCUUGCGAAAGUUGCAGGAAACGCAAAUCAAAGUGCGACGGGGUUAGGCCGAAAUGCAACACUUGUCAAUCGAAGAACCUUUCGUGCUUUUAUGAUGUCGCCGAAGAUGGCAAGACCACCACCCAGUUGCGGGCGCAUGUCAGACGGCUGGCGAAGGAGCUGGAUGAUAUGAAAUCGAUCGUAUCGUUGUUGGCUAUGGCGCCUGAUCGGGCGACCGCUGUGAAUUGGGCGAACGAGCUGGAGAAGAAUGGGUUCGCACAUCACUCAGCCGAAGAAAUUAAAAAAUCCCUUCAGGAUUUCCACGAGCAACAGCGUCAGAUACCGGAACAGGAAUCCCUGAGUACACCUGGCAGUGAAUCGUACCAACAGCCACCGCAAAGUCUGGCGCCAUCAUCCUAUGACGGGUCAUCACGAGACGACAGAAGCCGAGAACAAAGCCAGCCGGCACUGAGCUUUCAACCCGAAACUGCAAUAGACGCCGCAUCGUCAUUCAACUAUCACAAUGCGGCUUCAAGCGAGGUGGGAAAAUUUAGCUUCGAUUGUGCGUUUUACAGAAGGACAAAACGAGAAAUGGUUGCAAAUGGAUGGGACGAAGUACAAAUAUUCGGCCGAAGCGAAAUUGAUGUCGACACUAUCCUUUUGGGAUUCAUGGAUCCCCAAGACGGACAGCCUGUACCCACCUGGUCCUCACGGACAGUGAACAAAAUUCUCCCUGCGGCACCUGUCCCAAUUCGACUAGCUUCGACAUAUCUUUUGACUAAAAUGAUGAGGUGGCUCAUAUGGCCGAGUGUCGAGAAUAUGAACGCGAUGCCGGAUUGGCUGAUGCCGCUCGCAAGACAGGACUGUUCGCCGUAUGAUAUCCUAGUAGAUCUUCUUCCUUGGCCACAAUUGCGACAAUAUCUGUAUCGACAUCCUGGAGAUUUUGUCGUAGGAGCCUUUAUCGGCUUCGUUGGGUUAAAUUGGCCAUACGCGGAUGAUGCCUGCCAUUACUGGGAUAUCGAGUCUGGGUGUACGCGGAUGACCCCGCUGUUUGAGAAUCACGUCAGUGAUUUGAACAACUGGACAUUAGAUGCCAAAGCCUUGGAGAUCAUGCCCCAGCUUGAGGGCAUAGUGCCCGUAAAAGUAUGACCAAAAAGGGGUGAUAACGGAGUCCGAGUGUGUCGUCUCUUUCCAUGAACUGAUUCUUGUACUUCUUGCUGGGGCCUAUCGGAAUGUUUUGUUCGUAUAGCUGGCUUUGGCUCCGUAAUGACCUGCAUGGUGGCUGUCUUGAAUGCUUUAUUCAAAUGUAUAGUAAGAAACAAACGAAAAUAUGAGAGUGAAGAAGAUCGAAC